CUCAGAAAGCGAUCGAGGGUUGGAGUAAAUGGCGCAAGCGGCGAGGCUGAACCUUCGAAUGCAAAGGGAGCUGAAGCUCCUCCUCUCCGACCCGCCUCACGGCGCCUCUUUUCCUUCUCUUUCGUCUUCUUCCUCGCCCUCUCUCUCCUCCAUUGUCGCCCAAAUUGAAGGCCCAGAAGCUACUGUGUAUGCUAACGGGAUAUUUAAGCUCAAAAUUCAAAUUCCUGAAAGGUAUCCUUUUCAGCCUCCAGUUGUGACUUUCCUCACACCAAUAUAUCAUCCCAAUAUCGACAAUGGAGGGCGCAUUUGCUUGGAUAUUCUCAAUCUUCCUCCAAAGGGCGCGUGGCAGCCAUCCUUGAAUAUCUCGACUGUUUUAACGAGCAUUGGAUUGUUGUUAAGCGAACCGAACCCUGAUGAUGGCUUAAUGCAUGAUGCGAGUGAGGAAUAUAAGUACAAUAGACAAGCUUUUAAUCAGAAGGCGAGAUCCAUGACAGAAAAGUUUGCUAGGGCACAAGCAAGUGAAGAUGCUGCUUCUGUUUCUCACCAAGAAAUUCAAACUCGAAUUAAUCCUGACAUGGAAAAACUGCAGGUUGAGAAUAAGGGACCAGAUGCUUCAAAAUCUAAUGCAAUUCAGUGCUUUCUAAGCCAAAAUAGAUUAUGUGGAGUUAGCAGAAAGUUGUCUCUGGAUUCUUCUGGAUCAAAUCAACAUAGAAUUAGUACUGAGAGAGUAACUGGAUUGCCUGUUCCUUGUCUCUCCGACAAUCAGCUUGAAGCUGGGGCGUUGAAGUACUAUGGAGACACUACUAAGGAAGAAAAUGGAAUCCCUGCUCAUUGUCUCUUAGACAAUCAUAUUGAAGCUGGAGGGUCAAAGCAGAAGAGAGAUUCUGCUAAGGGAGUUAUUGAAGCUGGAGGAUUGAACAAAAAGGCAGUAGGAUUAUCCAGUGAGUAUGAGAAGUUAUGGGGGACUGAGCUGAAUAUGUCACCAGAAUUUUCAGGUGAUGCAAGAAAUUCCAAUAAUAAGGAUAAUCUGAUGCCCGAUCAAUGUGCAUCCCAUCAGGAGGCUCAAAGCAGCUCUGCUGACCCCCUUACUCGAGAUAGCAGCAAUACGGAGAAACAUGCCAAUCCCAGUGGUAGUGAAUUUGGAAAGGACAGUGUGGAUAUAAGUUUGAAGCAGAAGCAGUCACUACAGUAUGAUGAUUCUGAACAGAAGAGUGGCAAGCAACUGCAUACCAUCCCCCAUCCAUCUGUACCCCAUCAGUUUCCUUCCUCUGCUUCAUGUCAUAGUCUCCUAUUGCCAGAAGGCCCAGAAACCACUGGUCAUGGCUGCAUAGACACUGUUGAUAGAACCUUAAACAAAUUUGCCACCACAAAGCACAAAAAGUUAGGUUUAGCUGGCAGGAAAAUGUCUUUGGGAUCAUUGGGUUCAUCUCAGAGAAAUAACAAGGAGAAUUUAAUUUCUCUCAACAACGUUGCUGAUUCUAAGGCUAAUUUGCAUUCUAAACCCUCACCCUUGCAUGCAAUGUCGGAAGCUGGUGAUUUUGAUGGGCACGUGGGAAAGUAUUCUGCAAAGGUAGUUCAAAAGAAUCUGGGUGUGAGGCUGCAAAGGCAACCUUUGCAACCUAUGGUUCAUGUUCAAGAAAGUAACAAUCAUCAUUUUCUGUUGGAUCAGAAGCAGCCUAAACAAGACCAUGAGGAAAAACUAGAAACAAAUAUUAAGGAACAUGAAAUAGGAUUACCAAUACCUGAAUCAGUGAUUGUAUUGGAUAGUGAUGAUAGUGAAGACGAAAGGAGCUUGCCUACGAGGUCUAGAUUGUCACUUGCAAGAAAAUGUUUGCCUGGGAAGCGAAAAGCUAAAGCAUAG
Messenger RNA from Ipomoea nil (Japanese morning glory), 1861 nucleotides. RefSeq lists its product as uncharacterized. Gene Ontology annotation, molecular function: ubiquitin conjugating enzyme activity. Gene Ontology annotation, cellular component: nucleus. Bases 29 to 1861 code for a protein of 610 amino acids. The transcript has 6 exons. Gene Ontology annotation, biological process: protein polyubiquitination; DNA damage response. The record is from RefSeq and is a predicted model, not a curated record. Lineage: Eukaryota; Viridiplantae; Streptophyta; Magnoliopsida; Solanales; Convolvulaceae.